Molecule: messenger RNA, 2116 nt
Organism: Sander lucioperca (pikeperch)
Lineage: Eukaryota; Metazoa; Chordata; Actinopteri; Perciformes; Percidae
Product: 14-3-3 protein epsilon
Exons: 7
Coding region: 209-928 (239 amino acids)
Biological process (GO): signal transduction
Cellular component (GO): cytoplasm
Source: RefSeq, a predicted model, not a curated record
CAUUGCGUCAUGGUCCCGCCUUCAAUUCCGACUGCUGCGUGGGUUCCCGGAUGGAGUAGCGUCGCCAUUUUUACGCCAGUGCUACCGGUGUGUCUUCUGUUUAGCGGAGCGGCGGUGCUGUUGCUGAUCCACCUCCAGGAAUCACCGAGCAGUCGAUAAUCCUCCUUUUCCACUGGGAGGCCAAGAGCAGCCCCAACACCCGAGCACCAUGGCGGAUACAGGGGAUUUAGUAUACCAGGCAAAACUCGCCGAACAAGCGGAGAGAUAUGACGAAAUGGUAGAGUCAAUGAAGAACGUGGCCAGUAUGGACGUGGAGCUGACAGUGGAGGAAAGGAACUUGCUGUCGGUAGCAUACAAGAACGUGAUCGGAGCCAGAAGAGCUUCCUGGAGGAUAAUCAGUAGCCUGGAACAGAAAGAAGAAAACAAAGGCGGAGAAGACAAACUAAAGAUGAUCCGGGAAUACAGGAAAACGGUUGAGAAAGAGCUGAAAUCAAUCUGCAACGACAUUCUGGAUGUACUGGACAAACACCUAAUUUUAGCUGCAACCACGGGAGAAUCUAAGGUUUUCUACUACAAAAUGAAGGGAGAUUACCACAGGUACCUGGCAGAGUUUGCCACAGGCAACGACAGGAAGGAGGCGGCAGAGAACAGUUUGGUUGCAUACAAAGCUGCUAGUGACAUCGCCAUGAUCGAACUCCCCCCAACGCACCCCAUUCGCCUGGGAUUGGCCCUUAACUUUUCAGUUUUCUAUUAUGAAAUCCUCAACUCGCCAGACCGAGCUUGCAAGUUGGCGAAGGAAGCGUUUGACAAUGCCAUUGCAGAACUGGAUACGCUGAGUGAGGACUGCUAUAAGGACUCAACACUUAUCAUGCAGUUGCUACGUGACAACUUGACACUAUGGACCUCAGACGUGCAGGGAGAUGAUUAAGGACAGCCCUCUUCCAUCACUCUUCAAUUAUAGAAGUGUAUUUUGUGAAGAACCGAACACAGGAGCAGUGCCAGAUGCACCGGUGGGGGAAGAGACCCAGUGAGACUGAACAACACAAGACAAGACAAGCCCUCCUCCUCCUCCUGUCCCCAGCACUAGCUCCUGUCCCCAGCCACAGUUUUUUAACUGGGUUUAUACUGCAGCCCACACUCUAUUUCUACCUUUCCCUCUAUUUCUACCCAUCUGUACCCACCCUUUCUCCUCAUAUGCAUGUCAUGCCCCAAUCCCCUCAGGGCCCGCUCAGGUCUCCAUUUCCACCUCCCAGGAGUUUUACCAUAUUUUUGAUGACUCAUUUUGCAAGCCUGUGCCCUUUAAGGUUCAAGUCCUCCUUUUACCGUUUUAUUUUGCUUGACUUGCUUUACUUUACUGUAUCGUCUGUUGCCAAGUACACCUGCCUGUAUUUGUAACACACAUGUACAAGAGUUUAUUUAAACCCAAUACUUUGCUGUUCAUCUUUUUUUCUGUUUGUGUGUUUAUGAACAUUAUAUUGUCCAUGCUUCUGUCAGUCAGUUUUGAAAUCUUUCAGUUUGCAAAUUGAGGAAAAUAAGACGGUGAUGGAAGAUUUAAAAGGGGUGUGUUAAAGCUUUUAGGAAGAACUAAGUGCCCUCUUUACUUUGUGGUUACCAAACCCAUCAAUAGGUCUUUUUUUUUUUUUUUUUUAAAUGAAAAAUAGCAGAAUGUCCCCCUUCUCCGAGCAUCACUCUGACUUCUAUUCUUGUCCACUCUCGGACCAAGCAUUGUGCUGCGAGGCUGUAGCGCUUUUGCUAAUGGCAGAUAGUUAGGUAAUGGCUUUUUAGCAGACAAAAUGUGUGUGCGUGGGAGGGGAAUGCUCAACACUCUUGAUUGUAAUGUAAUGCAGUUUUGCAUUGGCACCAUAUUUAAAAAAAAAAAAAAAAAAAAAAGGGUUUGGGAAAUAGAGGCCUGCUGUAUCUUUACUCCCCUGAAUCUUUUUGGUGUCCUCAACUCUCUUUCCGACUCCUCAUUUCCUUCCUUCUGUUCAGUAUGUGUAACGUGAAUCUGAUUUGUACUACUGGAUAUUCUCACCAGAGCCACAAGUACCAUCUGUAUUCUUACUGAAACACAGCAUGGAAUUAACAUUAAACUUCAAACUGAAAAAUGUUAAAUUAA